Penicillium vulpinum is the source of this 1428-nucleotide messenger RNA. It is a transcript of the gene erg1, whose product is annotated as squalene monooxygenase erg1. The record is from RefSeq and is a predicted model, not a curated record. NCBI's taxonomy places the organism in Eukaryota, Fungi, Ascomycota, Eurotiomycetes, Eurotiales, Aspergillaceae. Gene Ontology annotation, biological process: ergosterol biosynthetic process. The transcript has 2 exons. The coding region runs from base 1 to 1428 and encodes 475 amino acids. Gene Ontology annotation, cellular component: endoplasmic reticulum; membrane. Gene Ontology annotation, molecular function: flavin adenine dinucleotide binding; squalene monooxygenase activity.
AUGGCCUCCGUGCUCAAUGAUAAUGACUCCCUCUCCUCGGCCGCUCAACGUCGCGUCGACCAUCACGAAGCUGAUGUUGUAAUUGUGGGUGCUGGAGUCCUGGGCUGUGCACUCGCAGUUGCACUUGGAAAGCAAGGACGCAGUGUGAUUUUGCUGGAAAAAUCGUUGGAGGAGCCCAACCGCAUUGUUGGUGAACUACUCCAACCAGGAGGUGUUCAAGCGCUCGAGAAACUAGGGCUACGGGAUUGUCUGGAAGAUAUCGAUGGUAUUGACGUGAAGGGAUACUGGGUUUCUUACCAUGGCGAGCCGGUUCUCCUCGAAUACCCCAAGUCCUCCCCAACCUCUCCUACACCGUUGGGGCGAGCCUUCCAUCAUGGUCGAUUCGUGAUGAAACUACGAGCAGCCGCCUUGUCUUCCCCCAAUGUCACAGUGGUUGAAACCAAGGUGACUGGUCUUAUCACAUCGUCACAUACCCAGGAAGUCCUUGGAGUCGAGUGUGUAACGGAGAACCACAAGGAUUGCUAUUUCGGCCAACUCACCGUGGCUGCCGACGGCUACAACUCCGAAUUCCGCAAGGAACACCACCAAUACGCACCCAAACGGCGAUCGAAGUUCUAUGGCUUGGAGCUUAUCGAUGCUAAACUCCCUGAGCCCAACACUGGUCAUGUCCUCCUCAGCGAUAACCCGCCCGUGCUCAUGUAUCAGAUCGGCACCCACGAAACCCGAAUCCUUAUCGAUAUCCCCGAUAACUUCCCCCUGGCCUCGGUGCAGAAUGGGGGUGUCAAGGGUUAUAUGCGAAACAGCAUCCUGCCCCAGCUCCCAGAGGGUGCCCAGAAGUCGUUCUCCGAUGCGCUAGAGCAGGGUCAGUUACGGUCAAUGCCGAACUCCUUCCUGCCUGCCUCGGCCAACAAGACACCCGGGUUGAUGAUUCUGGGAGAUGCGCUCAACAUGCGGCACCCUCUCACGGGUGGAGGCAUGACGGUGGCGCUCAACGAUGUCUGUCUCAUCCGCGAAUUACUCAGCCCAGAGCGUGUACCCACUCUUUCCAAUACAGGCCUUGUUCUCGAACAGCUCGCGGAAUUUCACUGGAGGCGCAAGAACUCUUCUUCGGUCAUCAAUAUCCUCGCACAGGCUCUCUAUGCUCUCUUCGCUGCGGACAACGAAAGCCUCCGAGCUCUUCAACGUGGUUGUUUCCGCUACUUCCAGGUUGGACCAAUUGGCGGCCCUGUUGGGCUGUUGGCCGGUCUGAUCAAGAAACCCCUCGUCCUCGUCAGCCAUUUCUUCUCUGUCGCCUUCCUCUCUAUCUGGGUUCUUUUCUGUGAUACGCCUCUGGCCCAGCUUCUCCUAUUCCCAUACUACGCCGUCAUGAUCUUGUACACAGCCUCUGUCGUACUUUUGCCAUACGUUUGGACUGAGAUUUGGUACUGA